Molecule: messenger RNA, 225 nt
Organism: Cetraspora pellucida
Lineage: Eukaryota; Fungi; Glomeromycota; Glomeromycetes; Diversisporales; Gigasporaceae
Source: the annotation of a GenBank genome assembly
AUGCAUAAGGAUCAAAUAAGAGUUGAUGAUGAGACUUUGUCAUAUAACAUAGUAUCUAAUUAUUCUCCAACUUUAUUAAUUGGAGAGAUUAUUGACUUGAAGACAGAAAACAAUUCGGAAUCUUCUGUAGUAGAAACAGCUCAAGCCGUCUUGCCUGAGGAUUUAGAUUAUAAUCCUUCUGAUGUAUUAAAUAAUUUUUUAGAAGGUGAAAAGCAGGCAGAAUAG